Mizuhopecten yessoensis (Yesso scallop) is the source of this 5576-nucleotide messenger RNA. Its product is annotated as putative sodium-coupled neutral amino acid transporter 11. Bases 3048 to 4493 code for a protein of 481 amino acids. NCBI's taxonomy places the organism in Eukaryota, Metazoa, Mollusca, Bivalvia, Pectinida, Pectinidae. The record is from RefSeq and is a predicted model, not a curated record. The transcript has 17 exons. Gene Ontology annotation, molecular function: amino acid transmembrane transporter activity. Gene Ontology annotation, biological process: amino acid transmembrane transport.
ACUAUUCAGAUAAACCUAUUACGAUCAGUAUCUUACUCACUCCAAAUAUUGCAAAAAACACCAUUGUCCACCUUGGCUAAAAAAGGACUUCGUUCAUCAACUAACUUCAAUCAUGUCGCUGACGACUAGCGGGCACGAGCGAUUUGUUGGAAGCUGUUAUAAAUGGGAAGAUACACUGAGUAAAUGUAGUGCGGAGUAUAUAUGUAUUAUUCAUUGUCAGCAGUUAGAGUAUGUCUCCUGGGAUUAGAUUCGCCCCAGCCAGCCUACAGCAGGGUGACACAUCGGCCCGGAUACAUACAGGGAGAGGAGCAUGAUAGAUCGAUAGGUAGAAUUAAUAAACAGUGCUCUGUUAUGAGGCAGGGAUCACCUUGAUGUCUGCUGCCGUCUUACAUCGUACUACCGAGGCGGACGCUGAUGGGUUAAAUGUCACUCCAAGUGUAGUGACGUAGUCCGUGCAUGCGGAUACUAUAUGCCAGGGGAGGAUUAAGGCCACUUCUGGACAUUAAACCGGCGUGUGUUACUAGAAGCCAAUCCAUUGUUUUACCGUGAAAGUGACGUAUCGCCGAUUUCGUGAGAGUGACAGGAAGCCGGAAAAGGGAUAGUUUAUCCCGGAAGAGGUGUGUCCUUUAUGCUUGAGAGACUUCUGGAUCUCGAGGCUUUUAGAGUGAUUUACGACAAAAAUAUUAUCAGGCGGUGCCGACUUCGUGUGUGGAUUGCUGACGCCCUGGAAACAGCACGCAGAGCCAUUUCUGGGAGUAGCUUGCUUCGCAAUCCGGAUUCCGGAACUUGGGAAAUAUAGCGAAGUGUAACAUUGGUAAAUUGUUCUUGCUAACCUGCUUGGUUAUAUAUUGGGAUACCAUUUUCAAUUCGAAAUUAUUUCCUUAUCAGGAAAAACAUUCAAACAUGAAUCAUGGAGUAAGAAAUUAAGGAGGACUAUUUUUGCAAUACCGACCUGCAUGAUUUUUAAUAGAUCAGAGAGUGAUUUACAAAACAUGUGCUGUUAAAGACAUAACGCAACAGUACGAAAUAAGACUCCUUACUGGAAUAUUACAUUUGUGGAUUUAUUUAUCAACCGAUAUUGUAAAAAAAAAGUGAUAUUAGAACGCUGUUUACAUAAAAAAGGAAGAUAGAUAAUGAAAAAGGAUAUGAUUUAAUGAAAAGUUCUACCAAUUCUGGGAAAUAUAACCAGUUCGUCUGCAUCCGUGUUUGUACAUCGAGAUAAGCCAUAUAACAGUGGAAGGUUAUAUGUAGUGACACGGUCGUAGCAACACUCCUGAGAUAAGUGUAAAGGGGUUUUCAUUACAGUCCGGUCCAUCCCGACGGAUUACCAUUAAUGACGACGAGGACCAGCAGUGCUGUGUACACAGGUUUAAAACUCCUCUGAUUGGAUUCCAGAUGUGGCUAGGAUAUAUUUCUGUGUCCUUCUGAAAAACAAGAAGCCAGUGUUUAUAGUCCGACAAAGAGCAAUGCCAGUGGAUUUUGUGGUAGUACAAUUGUCAUAAAAUAAACUCUGAUUAAACUUGAAGAAUUAGAAAAAACGGUGACGUAAGCUACUGAGUAGUUAGGAUUAGGUCAGUGGUACUGUCUGUGAAUUAGGUCAGUGGUACUGUCUGUAAAUUAGGUCAGUGGUACUGUCUGUGAAUUAGGACGGUGGUACUGUCUGUGAAUUAGGACGGUGGUACUGUCUGUGAAUUAGGACGGUGGUACUGUCUGUGAAUUAGGACGGUGGUACUGUCUGUGAAUUAGGACGGUGGUACUGUCUGUGAAUUAGGACGGUGGUACUGUCUGUGAAUUAGGACGGUGGUACUGUCUGUGAAUUAGGACGGUGGUACUGUCUGUGAAUUAGGACGGUGGUACUGUCUGUGAAUUAGGACGGUGGUACUGUCUGUGAAUUAGGACGGUGGUACUGUCUGUGAAUUAGGACGGUGGUACUGUCUGUGAAUUAGGACGGUGGUACUGUCUGUGAAUUAGGACGGUGGUACUGUCUGUGAAUUAGGACGGUGGUACUGUCUGUGAAUUAGGACGGUGGUACUGUCUGUGAAUUAGGACGGUGGUACUGUCUGUGAAUUAGGACGGUGGUACUGUCUGUGAAUUAGGACGGUGGUACUGUCUGUGAAUUACAACGGUGGUACUGUCUAUGAAUUAGGACGGUGGUACUGUCUGUGAAUUAGGACGGUGGUACUGUCUGUGAAUUCCACUGACAUCAAAGUUGUGCCGAUCAACGUUAUCAUUUUCACGUUAAUUCUCCGGAUACGAGGAACUUAGCUUAUUGAUAAUUAAAGUGACGUUACGUUAUCAAUAUUCUAGUUAUUGAUAUGCGCUAAUAAUAGCCGUGUUAACUUAGGUUAUCCAACGUAAUUACAAAAACACAUCAAUUCUGAUUGUUAUCAUACUCGUCUGUAGAGCGGACUAUUGAUUAACACGAUUGAUACCGAUCAGCGCCAAUAGAGGGCGCUGUAAUUUUGAAAUCCGGUCAUCGGAUAAACCACCUGCUUACAAUUAAAGUGACACAAUAACUCGUUAAAUAAGUAACAUGACGCCUAUCGGUAUGUAUUAGCUACCAGCAGGUUCGUGUGAAAGGUUAAACUAUCCCUGUGCCCACGAACACAUGCCUGUCAAGCAAUCAACUGUCUUCUGUGUUAACUGUUACAGACAGUUAAUCUGUGUAGUUCAGUCUUCUGUCUGGAGUAUCUAGCUCACUGGCCAUAAAAGGGCAGCAGCAUAUAUAAACUGCAACAAACCAAUUUUGUGGCCUGUUCGUGCGGAAUCCGUUCGUGUAAAACCUGCAUCAUUCACUUGAGUUGUAUUGUUGUUUAGAGCGAACGUACCUUGUCAGAUUCGUAAUCACUCCCCUCUCCUGUACUGUCAAUAGACGAACUCUAUGAUAUCUGUACAUUUAUAGGUGGUGGGAUUAACACAAAUAUUUCAGACAGAUCAGCAUUUUAGUGUGAUUUGAAGUGAAGUAGCUGUCAGUGUCGACUCCCAUUAGAUUGUACUAGAAAGAGGACUGUCAAACUCCGAGGUCAACAGCGCCACCUGGUGUCAAGAUGGCGGAACCAGCACAAGAGAACUCUUACAUCCUACAGAAAAGUCAGACAAUGUCGGACUUCUCGGAGACGAGUAGUAUGGGCGACACACGCCAGCUUGUGGAAGAAAAAGAUGAUGGCCGCGUUCGCAGUAAUAUUCCGAUGACGAGCUUCAAUUUCAUCAAUUCCAUCAUCGGCUCGGGGAUAAUAGGUAUACCAUUCGCUCUGAAGCAGGCCGGAUUCGCCUUUGGUAUAUUCCUGUUAAUUUUAGUAGCUGUCGUAACAGAUUAUUCAGUGUUAAUUCUAAUCGAGGCGGGAAAACUAUCAAACACCAAAAGUUAUCAGGACAUGAUACUAGUAGCCUGUGGACGACCAGGAUUCUAUAUACUGACCACUCUACAGUUUCUGUACCCUCUUAUAGCAAUGAUAAGCUACCAAGUCAUUAUAGGAGAUACAAUCACAAAAGUUAUAAUAAGCAUAGGCGGAGAAGAACAUUACGCGUUAGGUGAUACCAUUCUAGCCAACAGACAGUUUAUAAUUUUCCUGUCCACAUUGCUCGUCACCUUACCGCUGUCACUUUAUCGAGAUAUAGCCAAACUUAGUAAGUGGGCGUUUCUGUCACUGGUACUGGUGCUGUUCAUCCUCAUUUGUAUCUGUGUCCGGCUAGCAACCUUUGCUCACUUUAUUCCACCAACAGAUGAUGCCUGGACCGUAGUGUCUCCUAAUGUAGCGCAGGCGAUUGGUAUCAUGGCUUUCGCGUACAUGUGCCACCACAACACAUUCCUGAUACAUGGUUCGCUGGAGAAUCCGACCAAUCAGAGAUGGAGUUUUGUUACUCACGUCAGCAUCUUUUUCUCCAUGCUUAUGCUCAUCGUGCUCGGGAUCAUUGGUUAUGUGUCCUUCACCGGACUAGUACAGGGUGACCUCCUGGAGAAUUACUGUCACGACGACGAUCUGAUGACCGUGGCCAGGUUUGCCUUUGCCUGUACUAUCAUGUUAACCUACCCAGUGGAGUGCUUCGUAACAAGGGAGGUGCUGUCCAACGCCCUUUUCCCCACGAUGAAGGAUGAAUUGCCGUUAUGGCGUCAUAUAGGCAUCACCGUUGGUGUGGCUAUCAUCACUGUUGUCGUCUCUAUGGCAACCGAUUGUCUUGGAAUAGUAUUUACUGUAAAUGGUGUGCUCGUAGCCUGUCCCCUAGCGUUUAUAAUACCGCCUGUAUGUUUGAUGAAGUUGCGACAGGAACCUCUACUCAGCAAGAGCAACAUUGUACCAAUGAUGAUUGGUGUAUUCGGAUCACUAGUCGUGAUUAUUGGUGUUGUUAUGGCAAUUCUGAACCUCUCGGAAGGCAUCCAGUGCAGUCACGGUGUUGAGAUGGCCUAUUGUAAAAAUCAUCAACCAACUAGUCCCACACCCUUUUCCAAUUUUACUACACCUUCAGCUAAUUUUUCUUUAACUCCCUUAUCGUAAUUAUGUUUAUUAAUGUGCAAUUUAAAUGUGUUGUUUUAUUCCUGUUAUUAGCGUUCUUGUUAUUAAUGGUAUUUACAUAUUUAACUUAAUUUCGCUUUCUAUUUUACAUUCCUUAAACAUGUGUAAUAUUAAAAGGUUAAACAAAGGGUGACAACUCUAUGUUUCUUAACUGAUUUCCAUUCCGGGUUCAAUGGUAUUUCUAAUGGAUGAAAGUGUGAAAAUAUGCUCAUCUUGUUACAUAAGGGUAUUGUUCUAAAUUGUCAAAUACACAUCUGAUAACUUCCCAAUAGUCCUGUGUAUGUGUGUUUAUUGAAAGAACAAUUUCAAUUUUCCUGAUAUUAUAUUCUUCAUAAUGAGAAUCUUCUCACGUGACUUCAAAUUCUUACUGCUUGCUGGAAAUAUCAUUCGAAACAUUUCAUCUUUUCUUACAAAAGUCUUUUCUGUAUAUUUAUAGUUUAUGAUGGCAAUGCGUUUUUUCUUUGUCCUUAAGGUGUUUAACAUGUAGAUCAUGCCAUUUGCGGCAGGUCACAGUAUUUGUAAGCGCAGUAAGGAGUCGAACACCCGACUUCAGUUGGAGACCUAUAAAUGAUUCGAUUAAGCGCUUGGACUGUAUCAAAGCAAACUAGGAAUAAGACUAAAUUUUAAAUAAUUUAAGAUUCGGAUAAUCAGGAUUUGGAUAAUUGACAUUAUUCUAUAUAUAAUUACACAGAAAUGGUUCUUUGAGAGUAAUGCUUUAAUAUUGUAUCUAAUGUUAAAAACAGGUCUUGAACAUAUCGCUGGCGUAAAAUGAAAAAGAAAAUUGCAAUAAUCAAAAAUGGAUGGUUACAUUAUAAGAUUAUCGAAGUUCAAAUCACUUAAAUCAAUUACAGAUUGAAAUACAUUGUGUUGAUAUGUUAUAUUUACUAAUUUGAUUGUAAUGAAGCACAAUUAAAAUUUAUAACUUUAAAUCCAUAUCAGUAGACAAGCUUUGCUGAUUAUUACCACUAAUAAGACUACUAAGUGCUCUGUUGUUAUGUGUCAGCUUGAUAUGUGAUAAAAUAUGAAAUUAAUUAUAUCAUUUAAUUUAAAAAAAUGCCUCGAUAG